CAACUUGCACGCUCCGGCAGCGAAGCUCCCCCCUCCCUGCCUCCUUCCCCGGCGCCCCGCUCUUCCUCCUUCCGCUCCGGCGAUGGGCACUGGCCGCCGCGGCGGCGGCGGCGGCGGCGUGUUCCACCGCCUCCUCGCCCUCUCGUCGCUGCUGCUCCUCGCUUCCGGCGAGGUCGUCUUCGAGGAGCGCUUCGAAGAUGGUUGGGAGACUCGGUGGGUGGAAUCCGACUGGAAAAGGAGUGAAGGGAAAGCAGGAAGGUUCAAGCACACAGCGGGGAGAUACUCUGCAGAUCCUGAUGACAAAGGAAUACAAACAACAAUAGAUGCCAGACAUUUUGCUAUCUCAGCCAAGUUCCCGGAAUUCAGUAACAAGAACCGGACGCUUGUGGUCCAGUACUCCAUUAAGUUUGAGCAGGAUAUUGAAUGUGGCGGUGGCUAUAUUAAGCUUAUGUCCGGUUAUGUCAACCAGAAAAAAUUUAGUGGGGACACUCCGUACAGCUUGAUGUUUGGACCAGAUAUAUGUGGUACUCAAACAAAGAAGCUCCAUCUUAUACUCUCUUACCAGGGGCAGAACUAUCCCAUCAAAAAAGAUCUAGAAUGUGAGACGGACAAGUUAACACACGUGUAUACUUUCAUUCUUAGGCCUGAUGCAUCUUAUAGCCUGCUUGUUGAUAACCGUGAAAGAGAAUCUGGGAGCAUGUACACUGAUUGGGAUAUUCUCCCUCCUCGUAAAAUUAAGGAUGUUCACGCCAAAAGGCCUAAGGAUUGGGAUGACAGAGAAUAUAUUGAAGAUCCUGAUGAAGUUAAGCCAGAGGGCUAUGAUUCUAUCCCAAAACAGAUUCCUGAUCCGAAGGACAAAAAGCCUGACACAUGGGAUGAAGAUGAGGAUGGAAUAUGGAAGCCCAGAAUGGUAUCAAAUCCAGCAUACAAGGGACCUUGGAAACGCAAGAGAAUUAAAAAUCCUAACUACAAGGGUAAAUGGAAGACCCCAUGGAUCGAUAAUCCAGAGUUUGAGGAUGAUCCAGAUCUUUAUGUGCUGAAGCCUUUGAAGUAUAUUGGAAUUGAAGUUUGGCAGGUAAAAGCUGGUUCAGUUUUCGACAACAUUCUGAUUUGUGAUGACCCUGAGUAUGCAAGAAAGGUUGUUGAGGAAACUUGGGGUGCAAAUAGGGAGGCUGAAAAGGAAGCUUUUGAAGAAGCUGAAAAGGAGAGGAAAGCUAGGGAGGAUAGGGAAGGUCAAAAGGCAAAGGACGAUGGUGGCCGGCAUCGAAUACACAGGCGUCAUAAAAAACACUACAGAGAUCACUGGGACGACUACCAUGAUGAGCUAUAAAAGUCCCCAAAUAUUGCAUUCCUCAAAAGCAUAAGCUGGAAGUUGCUUCGGACAUUGUGGGUGCUUUUCAAUAAUAAUAAUUGAUUCGCCUGGUCAGAACAACCUGAAGUGUUUCUUGCUAUGCGCCAACAAAUUAUUGAACUACAGGAUUUGAUAUGUAAUGGACAACCGAAGAUCUGCAGGGCAUUCCAGCGAAAACUUGGCUCUGGUACUGAAAUAGAGGGGACGAGAGACUGUAGUUUGUGUCUGUACAACGGUGCCGGCCAUGUGCUAGCUUUGUAAUCUCAAAACAUUGUCUUUGCAUGAAUAAUGUAAGUUACCCAAAAAUUACUGCAUACCAAGUUACAAAGUGUUGUAGCUGACAUAUGAGGAACACUUUAAUUUUAAUCUUCAUAUAUAUACUUCUGU
Zea mays is the source of this 1738-nucleotide messenger RNA. Its product is annotated as calreticulin-3. Gene Ontology annotation, biological process: ERAD pathway; protein folding. Bases 83 to 1330 code for a protein of 415 amino acids. Lineage: Eukaryota; Viridiplantae; Streptophyta; Magnoliopsida; Poales; Poaceae. The record is from RefSeq and is marked provisional. Gene Ontology annotation, cellular component: endoplasmic reticulum membrane; endoplasmic reticulum. Gene Ontology annotation, molecular function: calcium ion binding. The transcript is spliced from 14 exons.